UUUAUUUUAGUUCAAGAAAGUAAUGAUUCCAUUAUUUUAUCAAUUAGCAAGGUGUGUUUCAAGUCCACACUUUCAGGUAGCCGAGAGAGCAUUGUAUUUUUGGAAUAAUGAAUGUAUUUUAGCUUUAAUAAGUGAAAAUGUUCAACAACUAUUGCCUAUAAUGUUCCCUGCCUUAUACAGAAAUUCGAGGAAUCAUUGGAACAAAACAAUUCACGGCCUAAUCUACAAUACAUUAAAAUUAUUUAUGGAAGAAGACCAAAAACUUUUUGAUUGUUGUGUCCAAAAUUUUUCAAAAUUAAAAGAUUCUGAAAAUUCUGAAGUGGAGGAAAAACAACGAAAAUGGCAACAAUUGGAAGAAAUUGCUAAUAUUAAUGCCAAACAAAUUUUGAAAGAAGAGGGAUAAAUUCAAAAUUCUUUUCCCUUCUAAAUUAUUGUAUUUAAAAGAAUUUUUUAUAUUCGCCACUUGUAUUGCCUGCAAUAUUUUCUGACCAUCUUUCCAUCGAAAAAUUCAGGUCUUUCCCUUGUGUUGUUCCCAUAAAAGAUAUAUUUUACUACCUUUACAUUUUUGUAAAAAUUUUGAGUAAUAAAUUGGGAAUGUUAGAAUUAUCGUGUGUAAAAAUUCAUUGGAUGGAAUAGAGAAGUUGAGUAAUGAGCCUAGACCGAAACACAACUGAAUAUAC
Molecule: messenger RNA, 680 nt
Organism: Meloidogyne enterolobii
Lineage: Eukaryota; Metazoa; Nematoda; Chromadorea; Rhabditida; Meloidogynidae
Source: the annotation of a GenBank genome assembly